This is a messenger RNA of Saccostrea cuccullata (small rock oyster), 867 nucleotides long. Its product is annotated as fibroleukin-like. The coding region runs from base 1 to 867 and encodes 288 amino acids. The transcript is spliced from 6 exons. The record is from RefSeq and is a predicted model, not a curated record. NCBI's taxonomy places the organism in Eukaryota, Metazoa, Mollusca, Bivalvia, Ostreida, Ostreidae.
AUGUCUGUGAGAUACAAAGGAAAACCUGAAUUUGAUCAUAAGAAAACAGAUACGGAACUUUCAGGACAGUAUGAAGUUGACUCGUUGAUUGAGUGUGCUGCGAUGUGUCAAAGCAACUGUGUCAUCUUCGGAUACAAUCCUGAAAUGAUGAAGUGCCGUACCCACACGAAGAUCUUCGCGAGUGGCAUAUCUGAGGAGACCGGCUGGAAAUACUACUAUGACUAUCUUCCUGUAGAUUGUAAGGACCUUCACGAAAACGGUCAGACUAAUUCCGAUGUGUACCAGAUUUAUCCCUCUGGCAGAAGCUCUCCUCCUGUCAGAGUUUAUUGUGAUAUGAAUGUUAUGGGCGGGGGAUGGACGGCAAUCCAGAAACGAUAUGAUGGAUCCGUGGAUUUUGACAGGACUUGGGCAGAAUAUAAGAAUGGCUUUGGUGCACCAGAACAUGAAGUGUGGAUCGGAAAUGAUUUAAUCUAUCAACUAACAAAGGGACACAACUCCUACCUCUAUGUCUCCAUCACGAUAGCGAAUGGAAGUAAGCUGUAUGAAUUAUACGAUCGAUUCUCUGUCGCCAGUGAAGCUGAAAAAUACAGACUUUAUCUCGCCGGACCUGCUACAGGAACCCUAGGUGACAGUAUGUUAAAUACUGGUAAUCCGGGCCGUGACCUUUCUGAGAUGUACUUCACGACCUCUGAUAGGGACAAUGACAGAUAUGAGGCGGCAAACUGUGCUGUUCACACUGGAGGUGGGGGGUGGUGGUUCAACUCCUGUCACUUAGCAUUCCUGAACGUUCGCUGGUCUGUGUCAGGCGGCCCAUAUCUCUGGAAUCCAUCGAUGAAGAUAUUAGAAAUUGGUAAACCCCCAGAUUGA